CCAUGUUAAACUGAGUGUUUUAAUAUGAACUAGAAUUGCAGCAAUGUUGACAUAUGUCUUGCAUAAAUGCAACUAUUUUAGAAGUCCCAUUGAUUUCAACGAAACAUAUCCAGGUAAGUGUGUAAAGGACUGGAGUCUAACAGCUGCAUUCUCAACAUUCACCACGCCCCCCCCCCAUAUGUUUGCUGAUGGGAGUUAGGAUAUGCUGGCGGGGGAAAUUUCCUGACCUGGGGACGGCAACGGGACGGCGCGUGCUCUGCAGCAGUUUAUUAGCCAGAGAUGGUUCCGCGGCACCCGUGGUAUCAAGCUUUGGGCUCCAAACAGGGCGUUACUAGGGGCAGAGCAAAGCCACCGGAUCCCAAAUUGCUUCGUCCCCGAUCGGUGUUUCAACUUUAUUACCAGAGCCGAAAUUGAGUAAGCGGACUCUUCGGAGUGCGUCUCUGCAAAAAAAAAAACCCAAGCAUGUUCAGGGCAGGUAGUAGGAAACUCUUAAAGCUUCCGCCUGUUGGGUUUGGAAAUCGGAAAAUCCUUCCUCGCUCUAUAAGAACAAUGGGGAGACUCGUCGGUUUCCUCCCCUCCUCCACUGCCGGGGCUGCCUCGGCUUCUGCCUGAGGGAAAGGCGCAAAAGCGCAAGCGCCACGGAGACGCUCCAUUGGCCGCCGCCUCCCUGCUAAGGCCCGGCGCUUCACGCAAUUAGACUGAGCCGGGCGCGCCUUUUCGUGGUGAGAGAGACAAGGGGAAAGAGUUUGCUCGCGCCUUCAGUGCAGCUGCUUGUCAGGGGAAGCCGCUGCUUCGCCUCCUCCGCUGUCUUAAUUGUAGCAGCAGCAGCAGAAGCGAGCUCGGCUGACGGAGCGAGGCCGCCGAGAUGUUCGUGGCGCGCAGCAUCGCGGCCGACCACCGCGACCUCAUCCACGACGUUUCCUUCGACUUCCAUGGGCGGCGCAUGGCGACCUGCUCCAGCGACCAGAGUGUCAAGGUUUGGGACAAAGGUGAAAAUGGAGAAUGGCACUGUACUGCCAGCUGGAAGACACAUAGUGGAUCUGUGUGGCGUGUUACAUGGGCACAUCCAGAGUUUGGACAAGUCUUGGCUUCCUGCUCUUUUGACAGAACAGCUGCUGUAUGGGAAGAAAUAGUAGGAGAAUCAAAUGAUAAACUUCGAGGGCAAAGUCACUGGGUGAAGAGGACUACUCUGGUUGACAGUAGGACAUCAGUUACAGAUGUAAAGUUUGCUCCUAAGCAUAUGGGCCUCAUGCUGGCAACAUGUUCAGCAGAUGGAGUUGUUAGGAUAUAUGAAGCACCAGAUGUUAUGAAUCUCAGUCAGUGGUCACUUCAGCAUGAAAUCUCAUGUAAACUAAGCUGCAGUUGUAUUUCUUGGAAUCCUUCAAGCUCUCGCGCUCAUGCACCUAUGAUAGCUGUAGGAAGUGAUGACAGCAGCCCAAAUGUACUGGCAAAAGUUCAGAUUUAUGAAUACAAUGAAAAUACCAGGAAGUAUGCAAAAGCAGAAACACUUAUGACAGUCACAGACCCUGUGCAUGAUAUUGCAUUUGCUCCAAACCUGGGAAGGUCCUUCCAUAUAUUGGCUGUAGCUACCAAAGAUGUGCGAAUUUUCACAUUAAAACCACUAAGAAAGGAACUGACUUCUUCAUCAGGCCUGACAAAAUUUGAAGUUCAGUUAGUGGCUCAGUUUGAUAACCACAAUUCUCAGGUCUGGCGUGUAAGUUGGAACAUCACAGGCACUGUGCUUGCAUCUUCAGGAGACGAUGGGUGUGUAAGGCUUUGGAAAGCUAACUACAUGGACAACUGGAAGUGUACUGGAAUUUUGAAAGGUAAUGGGAGUCCAGUCAAUGCUAGUUCCACUCAGCAGGGAGUUUUUAAUGCUCCUUUAGGCACAGCCAAUUCAAGCCUCCAGAAUUCAGUAAACGGAACAUCUGCUGGCAGGUCUCUUUGACUUCAGCCUCCUGUGCUGCUCUCCUACGGUACUUCUUGAGACUCCUUGGGAACAUGACCCUCUUCCAAUCCUGUUCUGCACUAGCCCUAGGCAACCACUUUUUAAAAUUAGCUUUCAACACAGGAGUCUAUUUUUGGCCUGUCCUCACAAACUUGAUUCUGAAAGGAACCAUUGUUGCGGGAUCAACUUUUUGUAUAGGAUUGCCUUGGGCAGCUUCAUACAGCCGCAACCAUUUGAUGAACACAAUUCAGACUAUAUGCUGUAGAUUUAUGUUUUCCACACUUUUACCCACAAAUAUGAGUGCUAGAAACACAGCAUUCUAUAAAAUUCAAGUGGUCAUGUAUUCAAAUCUGUUCAGUUAAACAGGGUUCUUGUGUUUCCAUUUCUCCCUUAUAAUCUCAGAGUUACAUUUCAGAGGAAAAUUUUGUAUUCCAGGGCACAACUUUGGAGUCAGAAAUAGUAAAGCUUUAAUAAUGAGAUGUAUACUUGCUGUUGUGGGGUGGAAGAACCCUUUUGAUAUGCUUUUGAAAAUGGGGCCGAACUCAGACAUAUUGUAUUGCCCUGAUGAUUCUAUAUAAACAGAAAUGUAAAUGCUGAGUUUUAGAAACAGGCUGAUACGAUAGAAUAUUGUUAUAAUGGCUCAGCAUUCUGGUACUUUUGUUAGUAACACUACUAGUAACACUACUAACACUUUUGGAGAUCAACGUCACCAACAUCCUAUGCUUAACAAGGAAAUAAUUAAAAUUGUUUUGAGAAGUGAUUGAAAAGAUUAAAAUUUAAUAAACCUACCAAAUACUGUUCAACAGUAUUCUUAUUGUGCUUAUAACCAUAUGUGUCUAAAAUUGUGAUGCAUUUUCCCUUCUCCAUUUGUAUUAUGUCCUUUUUAACAGAAAGCACAGCUGAACCCAAGCUAACUGGAGUAACUUUGCUGUUUUGCUGCUUGUUGCAUGCACACAGGAAUGGAAAGCGAACUCCUUUCCCCCCUCCCCAGCGCCGUUUGACCUCUUCCCAAGACACCAGCAGUCUGCCUACUACUAAAAGCAAAUCAAAAAGCUCUAUUAAAAAUCACUGUAUGCGUACUUUGCUAGCCAGCACAGUAUGACCUUGUUGGAACCUGCGGAAAAAAACAGUAACAGGGAGAGUUUUCUUGUGGAGACACUUCUCCUCCUCUUCAGAAAAAGAUUUUAAUAAAUCAGAGCGGGGGAAGUUCACCCAAGUAACAAGGAUUACCAUCCUUUAUAUUUGAGGUGUUGGGUGCGGAAAGUAUUAGUGUGAAGCCUUGGUAAUCAGUUGAUUUUGUUCUACAUUUUGUUCAAAUGAUUCUUAACCAAUACAUUUUUGUUAAUGGAUUUGCAACGUGCAAACUUAACUAAGCAAUGUAAACAUUGUUGUAGCUUGACAGUUGUACAGUUAGUAUCUUAAUUUGGAAUUGCUUCACAAUUAAUUAAAUGCUAUUUCAGAGUAAACAAACAAAAAAAUCACCAGAAGCCCCCACACUAAUUAAUGUCUACUUAGUGAGAAUGAUCUUACCUGAUAGUUGCAUGUUCCUGUGGCAUGAUUCCAUGGAAUAAUUAGCAAGACUUCCUUUGGUCACAAUAUUGUAGUGGAGAACCAUAUCCAGAUGAAUGUUUGUCAUGUGGCAUUGACAAGUUGCUCUGGAAUUAUUGUCCAUUGCCUUCAAGAUGCUUCAUGCAUUACAUAGUGAGGACACACACUGCUUCUGUGCAAUUGAGUUAUUGCUCUGGAACAGACUGAAGCAAUGUCCUAUUGCAAACAUUCAUCAGGACAUGGCAAGAAAAUGCCUUGUUUUAUAUAGCGGCAUGUCAAUGUAGCUCUAAAUAUGUCCUGUCUCCAGAUUCUACUAACUUUGCCAUUCUGUUCUGUAAAUUUGUCUACAUUUCCAAAGAGUUGUAAAGAUUACAAAGUGGUGUCUUUAAUAUUACGGGUAAGUCAUAAAAAGUGACAUGUAAUAGUUCUUUAAGCCUUUAAUUUACCAGAUGUAUUUGGUUUAUCCUACAUUUUUUCCAGAAUUAUGUAUAUAUGCACCCAGACUGUAUUUCAGUGGAAAAGGAGUCACUUGUAUAUUGUGAAAAUCUAAGCACUGUAAAAACAGAUUUUUUUCCACAUCUGUCCUAUAAAAUCUGCAUUCAAGUUAAUGUGGGUUCAAAUACAGCAUAUAUAUAUCUGCAUAAUUAAUGUGUGCCUGUUUUUCUGCAAGUGUUUACUAAAAACAUUGAGUUACAUGGUUUUAAGGAGGGAGCAAACAUGUUGAUAGUUAGGAACUCAUUUAAUUUACAGAUAAUUUAUUAUUUUGCAAAAUGCACAUAAGGCAUAUCUUAAUUUAGAGAUAGAUAUUGUAUUCGAACCAAAUAGUUUCCAGACUGCCAUAACCAAUUUUGUUUUGAUUGCGAACUUGAUUUUGGCCAUUAUAUUUUAUUUUUGGCAUGGAUUUACUAAAGCCUUCACCCCCUCCCGCCCCCCAGCAUGUCUUUUCUCUUCCCCUUUGGUUCUCCUCAUAUUUACUACUAUUCUCUUUUUUCUUGUUUUUUUCCUUUUUUCUUUUUUGGUGUUCCUGUCUUCAUUGUUUUCAGGUAUUUCUUUCCCCCUCUGGAUUCCCCACGGGCUGGAUCAAGAUGGUCCAGUUAUGCCCAGCUCCUACCUCCUGCUCCUCUGAUAGAGCACUCUUGCGAUGCUGCCACUGCCAAUCUCCAGUAUCCUCACCCUCG
Zootoca vivipara (common lizard) is the source of this 4674-nucleotide messenger RNA. NCBI's taxonomy places the organism in Eukaryota, Metazoa, Chordata, Lepidosauria, Squamata, Lacertidae. The record is from RefSeq and is a predicted model, not a curated record.